Messenger RNA from Drosophila pseudoobscura, 2237 nucleotides. RefSeq lists its product as uncharacterized. NCBI's taxonomy places the organism in Eukaryota, Metazoa, Arthropoda, Insecta, Diptera, Drosophilidae. The coding region runs from base 557 to 2131 and encodes 524 amino acids. Gene Ontology annotation, cellular component: nucleus. The transcript has 5 exons. The record is from RefSeq and is a predicted model, not a curated record. Gene Ontology annotation, molecular function: RNA polymerase II transcription regulatory region sequence-specific DNA binding; DNA-binding transcription factor activity, RNA polymerase II-specific. Gene Ontology annotation, biological process: positive regulation of transcription by RNA polymerase II; regulation of neuron differentiation.
CCAUGAGACAUGAGGCAUGAGAGUACCAGAGUGCUCAUACUCUACAAGCGAAAGGUCUUCCUGCCUGAAGGAGUAUCUUGAUAUCUCGAUUCAUCAUUCUCCCAGGCCCCCUAGUACUCCUAGACUUCUCUGAAAUCCCCUCUGCGGUCCUCAAUGUACUGCACUUUUCACUAUAAUAAUUUCUCAAGCACCCACCACCGCUGCCUUUUGGGGGACUUUCGUAAGCCCAUUUACGGUUAGGGUAUCCAUCGGCUGGGACAUUCCAUGGCAUUUUGCUGGCUUGUAUAUAGUUUUGUUUGUGGUUUCUCCUCGGCUGUUGGCUUAUUCACGUCUCGCUCGUUCUUUCUCUCUCUCUUUUUCGCUUUAUUAUUGAUUUGAUGCGUGAACAAAAUUCAAAUAGUGACAUUUUGGGCCAACGACAAAACAUUAACAGUAAUUUCGGAAAUAAUAAACUGGUUGCGGGCGCACCGUUUGUCAUAAAUCCAAAAUCUGAACAACCAAAAACCGAAAACCAAAAACUAUGACAACGUACGGGGGGUGAUCCGGGAAUAAUUCCAUGCCGUUUUGGGAAAUAUUGGCUCAGCAUUCGCCCCAGGCCAUCUUCACCAGCUUCAAAUUGGAAAGAAAUGAGCACUCAAGUGCGCCUGGGACUGGGCCUGGACCUGGGCCUGGGCCUGCUCCUGCCUCAAGUGCCUCUAGUGCCUCCAGUGCCCCAUUGAGCGAUAGCGGAGAGAGGACGGAACAGGUAGCAACAGCCACAGAUCUCACCCCUAGUCGGAGCCGGAAGCGGAGUCGCGUGUGGGCGACAUACCCGGCGGCGGAGACGAACAAACGGAGCGCCUUCCAAGGCGCCCGCACGGCCCUGAGCCCCAAGGAAGCUUCACCCCAGCCAACUCCACACUCUACAGAUACAGCAUCAUCAAAGAACAUCUCUGGAAGAAAUCCGGAGAGGGUUUCCGUUGUCCGUGCAGCAGGAACUUUCUACCCGGAGAAUGCCUGCACCGCUCACCAGCCCGAAGUGGCGGAUAGGAUUGAUCGCCAGAAGAGAGGCAGCAGCAGCAGCCCUCAGGCAACGGACUUGGAGGUGGACCAGCCCGAAGAUCUGAGCAUGCGCAUGCGCCCAAGCCAGCCCGAGGCCACUGCCGGUGGAGCAGCGCCAGCGCUGGGAGAUCAGCCGGCGGGGUCGGGAUCGGGUCUGAAUCUGAAUCUGCUGCAGUUCAAACAGCUGAUCGACCUGUACCAGAGGCAGGUGCUCCUGCCCAGCUUCCUGGCCGCGGCCAGCCAGCCGAUGCCGGCUCUGGACAUGCGCCUGCUGCUCGAAAGCGCCGCCCAACAGAAGCUGAUGCUCAUUAAUGCGGCCGCUGCCAGUGCGGCGGCGGCGGUGGCAGCCACGGCGGGGGCAGAGCAUCCUACGCUGGGGAUGAGCUCUCCGGCGACGACAACGGUGACAGUGACGCCUCGGCCGCCCACGAAGCGGGCGCGAGAUCACGACAUUCCCAGCGGAUACCUGAAGUUCCGGUUCAACGAGGACUGCGGCUUCGAUCGGUGCGGCUACAGGAACCACCAGUCGCACUUCCACUGCAACCGGCGCGACUGCCACUACAGCUUCUGCGACAAGACCCGCUUCGUGCAGCACACGGCGCGGCACGAUCGCAUGGACACGCUGAUGGGCGACGAUUUCCAGCAGUUCCGGGCCAACAUGCGGUGCGGCGUGGCCAGCUGUUGCUAUGCUUCCGGCUGUCCCGAAGAGACUCCCGCUUCCCGGCAGCGCAGAGAGUCCCCAGGAGCAGGAGGAGCAGCCCUAAAGAAGACUUCGCACUUCCACUGCCGCAAGUGCGACUACGUCUGCACGGACUCCAACAAGGUGGUGGCCCACCGACGUCUGCACCUGCGCCUGGACUACGUCCGCUCCGCGGGCUUCCGCAAGGUUACCAGCAACGAGUCCUGCAACUCCCCGGCCUGUUCCUACGCGCUGCGUCACACCCACUACCACUGCGUCACCUGCAACUGCAGCGUCCUCUCCCGGGCACAGCUCGCCUCCCACAAGCACAGGCCUGCGGGCAGCGGCAGCGGCAGCGCCCUGCCCAAGUCGGAGGGAGCUUCCGGCCCGGACCCAGAGACCCAUCCCUAGCCCCCCAGUCCCAUUUGUAUCAUAGCCCACCAAUGAGAGGCAGCCCCAUGGAGUGAAUUGAGACAAGCUUAAAUAAAGACAUAAUAUAUAUGUACCUGCGAGAGUA